AUGAAUCAAGACGAACCACCAGGAAGUUCUGAAGUUCAGCUAGUCAACUAUAUCAAGGAUCUAGGCUACGGUGCUACAUAUUCCUCCAAUGUUAUCUUGGCAGUACUGGAACAAAUUGGAAUCUAUCCAUCUAAUGCUCAUACAAAGAUCACUGAGUUGGAACUUGCAAGACUGUUGGCUAUGAUGGCUUUAACUCACACUGGCCUUCCUGAAAAUCCUGCUCUUCGUGCUCUUGUUUCUGGAAUAUUGAGCGAACCUGAAGUGGAUCAACUGCGUAACAUGACCACUUGGUGUAUCGAUCUGUUCUUCAAUGUUCUUGUAAAAAUGAAUCCUGCAAUAAAUUGGAGUAAUGUUCUGCGUAAGCUUGAUCAUCCCGAUACCGCUUUUCCAGAUUCAAACAGUCUUGCCAUUGUUCUCAAAGCAUCAAAAGCUGUUCUUCAAGAUAUUUAUCUUUUACCUACAAAUGUUUUUCUUGAGCGUUGGACAAAUCAAAAGGCUCAAGUCAGUUUCCUUCGUUACACUAUCCAAAUGGCCUCAGAGCUGUUCACUCUUGUUGCGACACUUCCAAGACGAGUCGUUACCAUGGAAUCCGUUCCCCCUGGAAACCUGGGUCGCUCUGUUCUUUCCGCUUCAUCUACAUCGCCAUGGAACUCUUUGGAUCUAAUUCAAUCCCUUAUGGAGCUUUCUCAAACCCAAUACGUGGAUGAAGUCAAACAGCUGAUCGAAUUAGGUAUCCAACACAGUCCUGGUCUCAUGCUUUUAGGAUUUGCUCGUCUUUCGACAACAUGGAAUUCAACCAUCAAGGAAUAUGGCCCCAGACUUGCAGUGAUUUUCCUCAUGGGUCAUCCCCAUGCUCCAUUUUUUUUGCCUCGUGUGUGGCAAUUGACUCCUGCAUUAUUUGUAUCGGGUCUAGUAUUAAUGCACUCCAAGGAUCCGUCAUCUAUUUCACGAAUCCUUGAUAUUGCUCAAGAGAUGAAGGCUCUUUCACAAAUUUUGGAAGCUAAACCAUACAGUUUUUCAAUCGAUCUGGCAGCAUUGGCAUCACGUCGCGAAUACCUCAAUUUGGAAAAGUGGCUGCAGGACCAUAUUCAUGAAGAAAACACUUUGUUUGUUCGUGCUUGUCUGGAUUUUCUCAACGAGAAAGUGGUCAUGCAGCUUUCUCAGCCCGAUGCUGCUCAUGCAGCUCCGCUUUCUAUAGAGGUGGUAAGUGCCUUCUUGCGUGCUUUACGAGCCAACACAAGUACAAUGACGGCUGAAAACGCCGAGUUGCUCAAGGAGCUUUUGAAUAUUUGCCUACAGACAUAUCCCAGACUUUCAGCAAUGAUUGACGAGGUACCUUUUGUUGAAACCACAUCGUUUCCGGCAGAUAUCGAGGCAGAAGCCAAUUCCUAUUACGAAAAGAUAUAUAAAGGAGAGCUUUCAAUUGGUCAAGUUGUUGAUAUGCUGCAACGGCUCAAGAUCUCCAACAAUCCUCGAGAUCAGGAGACUUUUCGCUGUAUGGUUCACAAUCUGUUUGAUGAGUACAAAUUCUUUCAACGCUAUCCGGAAAAAGAGCUUACAGUUACCAGUAUCCUUUUUGGCGUUUUGAUUCAAAAUGAGGUGGUCACUUCCAUGGCUCUUGGAGUCGCUCUUCGGUAUGUGCUCGAAGGUCUUCGUCACCAAGUUGGUUCAAAGCUUUUCAAAUUUGGUGUGCAGGCUCUCUUGCAGUUUUUGAACCGACUGGUUGAAUGGCCUCAAUACUGUGCAUUGCUAUUGCAAAUUGAGCAUCUUCGUGAUGCACAUCCUGACAUUAUUCAAGCCAUCAAGAAUGCCCAAAAGCAAGUCGUGACUGCAAGUACAGGAGCAAGUGAUCCGAUUAGAUAUGCAGAUACUUCCGAGGCCAAACCAAUGGCAAUUUCCAUGAAACUUGAUUCUCAGAGCGCCGCUUUGUCCAGUGCAGAUGAUGGCCUUGUUUUCAAAACAGUCAAUCUUGAUCCUUUGCCAGAAGACGUUGUUUCUGAAUUACCCUCUGAAAGUAUUCAAGAUAAAAUACUGUUCAUUGUAAACAAUGUUUCACAGGACAAUGUGGAAAGCAAAGUCGUUGAAAUGGGCGAGCUUUUAAAACCUGCAUACUACUCGUGGUUUAGUGAAUAUUUUGUUUUAAAACGUGUCAGCAUCGAGCCCAAUUUCCACAAUGUAUAUAUUUUGUUUUUAGAUGGUCUCCCGUCUUCUAACCUAUAUUGCUAUAUUUUACGCGAAACGUUGCAUAAUAUCAGACUACUCCUCAACUCUGAAAAAACGCUGACUUCUUCUCAGGAGCGUUCUCUACUCAAAAAUCUUGGUACUUGGCUUGGAAGCAUUACGCUUGCCAAAAACAAACCAAUCAAGCAUAAAAAUUUGGCAAUCAAAGAACUACUUUUGGAAGGCUGUUUAAGUAAUCGAUUGAUUGUAGUCAUUCCUUUUGUAUGCAAAGUGCUUGAACAAUGUGGUACAAGCAAGGUGUUUCGGCCUCCCAAUCCUUGGCUAAUGGCUAUUCUCAAAUUGCUUGCUGAGCUCUAUCAUUUUGCUGAACUCAAACUCAAUCUCAAGUUUGAGAUUGAAGUGCUAUGUAAAAACAUUGAAAGCAAAUGUGAAAAUUUCAAACUUAAUGUCAAGGAUAUGCAGCCCACAGAUAUUCUUCGUAUUACAAUGCAGCGUAUUGCUGCAAAUGAGGCUGAUAAUACUACCAAUCUUCAAUCCCGAAGUAUAGCAGGGUAUAUACAUCCCAAUGCGAGUGUCGAUGCCCAGUCUCGCCAGCAAUCACAAGGCCCUACUGAUUUAUCAGACGAAAAUGGAGUCAUGUAUCCCAAUCUGGCUGCAUAUAUCACAUCCAACCACAAUAUUUCUCUGUUCAAUACACAGCCGUCUUUCAAGAGAAUUGUUCAUAUUGCAAUCGAUCGAUCUAUUGGUGAAGUGAUCAUGUCAUCAGUAGUUGAGCGCAGUGUUGCUAUUGCUGUGAUUGCAUCUCGGGAGCUUAUUACCAAAGAUUUUUCCAUGGAACCCAAUGAAGACAAGAUGCGUAAAGCUGCACAUCUGAUGACUCAGAGUCUCUCUGGAAGUUUGGCAUCGGUGUCUUCUCGUGAGCCUUUGCGUGUUAGCAUGAUAUCAAAUCUACGUAUGCUGUUGAUGCAGAACGGAUUUUCUGAACAAACUGUGCCAGAACCCGUUGUUCACUUGAUUGUCUCGGACAACCUUGAUCUUGCAUGUUCUGUAAUGGAAAAAGCGGCUUCAGACAAGGCCAUAUCGGAAAUUGAUGAGAGUCUAGCUUCUUCUUACAUGAACCGUCGCAAGCAUCGUGAACGCUCCAAUCAACCUUACUUUGACAUGGCAGUUUGUUCAGCUUCGCGAUAUGCUACUGCUUUGCCUGAAGGAAUUCGACCCAGACCUGGAGGCUUGCUAAUGCAGCAAUUGCGUGUAUAUGAGGAUUUUAUUCGUAUUCCACAUUUACAAGAGCGACAAUCUCGAAAUGGUGCACUUUUGCGUAGUGAUGAUCGUCAUGGGCCCGUACAUGCACAAUCAUUUCAGCAUGUUCAGCCAGAAAUGGCCAACGAAGGAACUGCGAAUGCAAUUUCGAUUCGGCAAAUUGUUGAAAAGUUUAAUCUUGUUACUAACGAUCUAGAUAAACAACUCAAAGCAAAUGCACUAGUGUCUCUUGAAACAUUGCCUGCUCAGCACAACAUUCGCUUAUUGAUGGCAGAGGUUCCGAGUCUACUAACACAGACACCUUCUGUUGACGAGUUUUCGCUAGUCUUUUCCCAAAAGAUUGUACAGCUGUUGUAUAAAUCGGACUCUGUUAUUUCUCGUACUGUCUAUAUAUUGAUUUUGAAGAGAUUUUGUGAAAUCUCAAAUGCACUGGCCAAGGAAUUGAAAGAUUGGUUUUUAUAUCACGAUGACGAGCGUAAAUAUGAUAUUCAGGUCAACAUUGCACUGCUGCAAAGUGAUUUACUAGACGUGGCCGAGUUUGACAUGCAGCUUGCACGCCAGGUGGAGACUGGUCGGCCAAAUGUAAUUGAAUUUGCAGCAUCACUUUUGACCACAUGCUUAAUUGAACGACGAAAGUUUGCACUCUAUACCGACUUUUUGUUUACGAUACAAUCCUUCCGGAGACUAGUUACUCAAGGAAAAGUAUCAUCCAGUGUUACAACCCUGUUGAGCAAUGUCGAAAAAGGAUCUGCCAUAAUGUCUGCAAAAAAUCUUAUUCUGCAAGAUCCUAGCAACGAUGCUGUGCGAGAACAUUUAAGCCUGGUGUUUCAUGAAUGGAUUCAAAUUUUUAACCAUCCAUCCAGCAGUUUGGCAACGCAUCUUGAUUUUGUCACUCAGCUCCAAGAUAUAUUAAUGGUUGAUUCCAUCUAUCCUCUUUUUUUCCGUGUCUGUACGGAGAUCAGUGUUGAUCUUUUUGACGUCAUUAAAUCCUCAAACGGAGCCAUUGCCCAAGAAUAUCAAGGAGUGGAUGCGUUUUCCCGUUUGACUGUCUUGCUUAUUUCAUAUUAUAGAGAUUCUACUGGUGUAGACUACAACAAAGCGCGUCUUAGUUUUACUGCUCGGGUUUUAUCCAUCAUUGUGCUAGUUCUUAUCCAUUCACAUGAGCAAAAUCAGCUGCGCUUCAAUCAAAAGCCAUUCCUUCGGUUGUUUUCGAGUUUGUUAAAUGACUUGCAUCUAUUUGAAGCAAGACUUGGAGGCAUUCAUGCUCAUAUUUUUACGGCAAUCAGCAACACAUUCCAUACACUGCAACCUAAUUUCCUUCCAGGAUUUGCAUUUGCAUGGCUUCAACUGAUUUCACAUAGACAGUUUAUGCCUAAACUUUUGCUUGCAGAUGGCCAGCGGCUCUGGCCCUAUUACCAAAGAUUACUAGUCGAACUGUUUAAAUUUAUUGGGCCGUUUCUUCAGCAAGAUCAAUUAUCUGACACAACACGUCUUUUGUAUCGAGGAACACUUCGCGUUGUAUUAGUACUCUUGCGAGAUUUCCCAGGAUUUUUAUGUGACUAUCAUGUCAGCCUUGUUGAUGUUAUUCCGCAUACCUGUAUCCAAUUGCGAAAUUUAAUUCUCAGCGAUUUCCCUCGAAAUAUGCGAUUUCCUGAUCCUUUUACUCCUAAUCUCAAGGUUGAUUUACUCCCAGAAAUCAACCAGUCUCCUCCAAUACUGUCCGACUAUACGUGUAGUCUCACUGAGAAUAAUUUGAAGCAGGAUAUAGAUGACUACUUAUCUUCCCGUGGUCCAGUGUCGUUUUUGACCGAGUUGCAGAGUAAACUUUUGUUAAAAGAGCCGUUGUCCAAACCUACCUCCAAAUACAAUGUUUGUGCAAUCAACGCACUUGUUCUUUAUGUUGGAAUUCAAGCCAUUGCACAAGCUCAGCAAAAACAACAAGCAAGUUUUCUGGUUCCUCAUAGUGCGCCAAUGGAUAUUUUUCAACAGCUUGUUGUUGAUAUGGAUACAGAAGGACGUUACCUGGUGCUAUGCGCCAUUGCAAACCAACUUCGAUACCCCAAUAGCCAUACUCACUACUUUAGCUGUGUGCUGCUAUACCUUUUUGUAGAAGCCGGCCAAGAGAUUGUUCAGGAACAGAUUACAAGGGUACUUAUUGAGCGGCUUAUUGUCAAUCGACCACACCCCUACGGAUUGCUGAUUACAGUCAUUGAGUUGUUUAGAAACCCCAGAUACAGCUUCUGGGACUCUACUUUUGUGACAAGUGCUCCAGAAAUUGAGCGUCUUUUCCAAACCGUUGCAAAGUCCAUUAACCAGUCAAUGUCACGUGCACCCCAAUAAAUUGAAGAAAUGAUCAAGUUUG
Messenger RNA from Batrachochytrium dendrobatidis JAM81, 5803 nucleotides. RefSeq names its product CCR4-NOT core subunit CDC39. The record is from RefSeq and is a predicted model, not a curated record. Gene Ontology annotation, biological process: negative regulation of translation; nuclear-transcribed mRNA catabolic process, deadenylation-dependent decay. NCBI's taxonomy places the organism in Eukaryota, Fungi, Chytridiomycota, Chytridiomycetes, Rhizophydiales. Gene Ontology annotation, cellular component: P-body; CCR4-NOT core complex. Gene Ontology annotation, molecular function: molecular adaptor activity. The transcript is spliced from 15 exons. The coding region runs from base 1 to 5781 and encodes 1926 amino acids.